This is a messenger RNA of Halteromyces radiatus, 447 nucleotides long. RefSeq lists its product as uncharacterized. The transcript is spliced from 3 exons. The record is from RefSeq and is a predicted model, not a curated record. Lineage: Eukaryota; Fungi; Mucoromycota; Mucoromycetes; Mucorales; Cunninghamellaceae. The coding region runs from base 1 to 447 and encodes 148 amino acids.
AUGGAUCUUAUUUUAUUGUUCACUUUCUCUCUCCCUCUCUUUCCAGCUCAUGAAGCCGGAACAAAUGCAACGCUUACAAACGGAAUUUUAAAGAUCAAGAAAGGAUUCAAAAGCUGGGAACAUGAAUUCUUCAAAAACCAUCAGCGGAAACUUAUAAUGAAGGUCAUUCAAAAAGAAGAAAAACGUAGCCUUGGUAGACGACAUUCUCAGACACUCGAUAUGGAAGCCAAACGUCCGACUCUGCAUAUGUGCCUCCGCUACGCAAAACAAAUAGAAUCUUGUCUACAAGACCAUAGGUGCGCUGCGUAUAUCCAAGAACAAAGGGAACGUGAGCUGCAUAAAGGCAAGAUGCGUGCUAUAAAGUUGCAAAAUGAAAAGAUCAGCAAGGAAGUCAAAAGUCUGAAGGAUAAGACAGAUUAUAUAUAUAAAACAUUCUUUGUUUAUUAA